This is a messenger RNA of Microdochium trichocladiopsis, 1523 nucleotides long. RefSeq lists its product as uncharacterized. Gene Ontology annotation, molecular function: saccharopine dehydrogenase (NAD+, L-lysine-forming) activity. NCBI's taxonomy places the organism in Eukaryota, Fungi, Ascomycota, Sordariomycetes, Xylariales, Microdochiaceae. The coding region runs from base 189 to 1310 and encodes 373 amino acids. The record is from RefSeq and is a predicted model, not a curated record. The transcript has 3 exons. Gene Ontology annotation, cellular component: cytoplasm.
CGAUAAGAAGCGCAACGCAACUUACACCCGGCAGACCGCAUCACCCCUCUACGUCGCCCGUCGAGAAAGCUGCCGUCGUCAUAUUUCACAGCAGGCUGUAUAUUCCCGUCUUUUGCUCCUGUCAGUCUCACUGCACGCCCAGCCGCCAGUUUUCGAUCGAGGAUACCGCAACCACAACCAUUGCAAUCAUGGCCCCUACCGUCCUCCACCUCCGUUCCGAGGACAAGCACCUCGAACACCGCUCGGCCCUCACGCCGACCACCGCCAAAGCCCUAAUUGAUGCCGGCUACACAGUCAACGUCGAAAAGAGCCCCGUCCGCAUUUUCGACGAUGAUGAGUUCACCAAGAUUGGCGCCACGCUGGUGCCCACCGGCAGCUGGCGCGAAGCCCCCUCAGACCACAUCAUUGUUGGUCUCAAGGAGCUCCCAGAGGAGACUUUCCCGCUGAAGCACGUCCACGUCCAGUUCGCCCAUUGCUACAAGGGCCAGGGCGGUUGGGACACCGUCCUCGCCCGCUUUCCCCGUGGCGGCGGUACUCUCCUCGACCUCGAAUUCCUGCAGGACCCCGCGAGCGGCCGACGUGUCGCCGCGUUCGGAUACUCUGCCGGGUUCAGCGGUGCAGCGCUGGCCCUCAAGACUUGGGCGUGGCAGCUGACCAACCCGGGCAAGCCGCUGCCUGGGGUCGAGAGCUACCCUAACGAGAGCGCGCUCGUCUCGGAUGUCAAGGCCGACAUCGCCGCCGGCCAGGCCAAAAUUGGCCGUGUCCCGCGGGUCAUCGUCAUUGGUGCGCUGGGCCGCUGCGGCCGCGGAGCCGUCGAUAUGGUCACCAAGGCCGGCGUGCCCGAGGAGAACAUUGUCAAGUGGGAUAUGGCCGAGACUGCCAAGGGCGGGCCGUUCAAGGAGAUUACCGACAGCGACAUCUUUGUCAACUGCAUCUACCUGACUUCGCAGAUCCCACAUUUUGUCAACCGCGAGAGCCUCAAGGCCGCAGACCGCAAGCUCAGCGUAGUGUGCGACGUGUCUGCCGAUACCACGAACCCUUUCAACCCAGUGCCCAUCUACACCGUUGCCACGACCUUCGACAGCCCCACUGUGCCCGUCGAGGGUGUCGAGAACCCGCCAGUCAGUGUCAUCAGCAUCGAUCACCUGCCCAGCCUUCUGCCCAGAGAAUCCUCCGAGGCCUUCAGUGGCGACUUGCUGCCUUACCUGCUCAAGCUCAACGACUGGCAGAACGACCCCGUCUGGGGCGGCGCCAAGAAGCUCUUUGACGAGAAGGUGGCGACUCUGCCAGCGAGCGCUCUCAAGGAGUAAAGUUGCCAUUGACCAGGGGAAGCUGCCAAAAAGUGGUUUGAUGCGUAAAAGGCCAACAUGAUAGAUUUUAGAUAUGACAAUGGUAGAUAUCGCACCAUUGAUGGUCAACAUCGUGCCUUAUGGCUUCCUUGCAAAUCGUGUCUCUGGAUGGGAUCACCCCAUCAUGUACCAGAGUGUACACUGCUCUUGCUCAUGGCUCGGCUGUGCCACUCC